UCUACUAUGUAGGUAGUGACACCCACUACCCCAGCGCCUUCUAGGUACAGAAUAGGUCGCCAAGACAGCCUGUCAGCCCCAUUACAAUCCACUGCGCCGGAACCCAUCCGCACCUAUCCGCAUCUACCGUACAGGCAGGUGUGUGUGUACCUUACCUAAACCUUGAUUUUUUUCUACAUCUCUACCUAUUGUAACUGUCUUGCGCAUCGUCUGCUACUAUAAAAACGCGCCUCUUCUCACCUCUUAUUGCUUGUCCACCGCAUGCCAGAUACAAUCCCUAGCCAUAGAAGUGGUGACCAUGUCAGAAUAUUGGAAGUCGACACCAAAAUACUGGUGCAAACACUGCAGCACCUAUGUCCGUGACACCAAGCUCGAGCGCACCAACCAUGAAGCUACCGCAAAGCACCAAUCCGCACUCAAGCGCUUUCUGCGCGAUCUUCACCGUAGCCACGAGAACGAGGAGCGUGAAAAAGACAGGGCCAAACGUGAGAUAGAUCGUCUAAAUGGCAUCACUACCAGCAAGCCCUCCACCUCCACCUCCUCUUCGUCCUCCGCCAACGCUGCCGCCACACCUGCGCAGCGCCAGCAACAAUGGGAACAGCUCGCCGAGAUGGGGAUCAAUGUCCCGACAGAGCUGCGUCGGGAUAUGGCUCUCGCCGGGGAAUGGUCCGUCACAAGUACGCGCAUCAUAGACGAUCCCGAACCGGACGACGACGAUUCGAAACCUGCGAACGUCGAUGCCGUCGCGACUGGCGUGCACAAACGGCCGAAAGAAGAAAGCGAAGAUGAAAAAGAGGCGGAAAACCAUGUGAAGAAUCUGUUUAAGAAGCCGAGGAGAUGGGGUCGCGAUUCGAAAAACUCUGCUGAGAAUGAUGCUGAGCUUGACGCGCUGCUUAGCACACCACUUAUGAAACCGCUUAAGAAGGAAGAGCCGGCCGAACAGUCAGAUGUCAAGGAAGAAUCACGUCCUAAGAUCAAGAAAGAGGAGUCCGAAUCUGAUGGGGUAUUGACCUCAGCUGUUGCGCCGCCUGAUGGGGAGCAGUCUGGAGGAGUGGCUGUAAAAGAAGAGCCUGAUAAAGAAUCCUCAGAGCCUGUCGUGGUCUUCAAGAAGAGGAAACCGAAGAACAUUCGCCAGAAAUGAUGAGUUUCUUGUUGAUACUACCGAUUUUGAUUAGGCGCGUCUGGUUGGUAGGAGAACUCUCAGUCCUACGUCAACAGAGGCAUCAUGAUGUCCCGUGAACCCCCUUGGCCAUUCCAUAUGGGAUCUUUUCCGGCAUGAACAUCAGCGUUGCCCUGCGAUCUAUUUUGACAAAACAGGUGUCAAGACCACUAAAUCAUGUCCGAAUCGGUCAAUUUCGAUGGACAUAUACAAUGAGACAUAACACUCUUGUCUUGCAGCUGCAAAAGUAUCACCCUGUCUG
Molecule: messenger RNA, 1421 nt
Organism: Xylaria bambusicola
Lineage: Eukaryota; Fungi; Ascomycota; Sordariomycetes; Xylariales; Xylariaceae
Exons: 1
Coding region: 299-1141 (280 amino acids)
Biological process (GO): mRNA splicing, via spliceosome
Cellular component (GO): precatalytic spliceosome
Molecular function (GO): RNA binding; zinc ion binding
Source: RefSeq, a predicted model, not a curated record